Messenger RNA from Anneissia japonica, 3709 nucleotides. RefSeq lists its product as uncharacterized. The transcript is spliced from 4 exons. NCBI's taxonomy places the organism in Eukaryota, Metazoa, Echinodermata, Crinoidea, Comatulida, Comatulidae. Bases 59 to 1870 code for a protein of 603 amino acids. The record is from RefSeq and is a predicted model, not a curated record.
CCGAAAUGCUUAUAGACAUAGGCCUAUCAUUUUUGGUCGAAGAACGACAAAAAGAAAAAUGGCUUCUAAUAAUUCAGACUUGAAAAAGUUCCAUGCUGUACUAUUAGAUGCAUAUAUCUUAAUGUUCCCAUUGGGGUUCUUCGGUGCUCAUCACUUUUACCUGAAACGCACAAGAUGGGGUUAUCUGUACCUAUGCACAUUAGGUUUGUGUGGUUUAGGCUGGUUCUUCGACCUCUACCGGAUGCGUAACUUAGUAAAGCGUUCUAAACUUGUUAACGAUGAUACGCAGCAAGAAUCGCAGUCAGAUUUAUAUGACCUAGGCGACGCUUGGAUCACCGCCUUAUGUCCAAUUACAGGUUUACUUGGUUUCCACCAUUACUACCUUGAACGUUAUGGUUGGGGUGUGCUGUAUACGUGUACCGUGGGACUGUUUGGUCUUGGUUGGAUUUUCGACAACAUCAGAAUGCCACUUCUCGUGAAACGAGCCAAUAAUGAUGAUGAAAGUUAUACACUCGAUGAUGCAUAUAUCCUUGCGUUUAACCCAGUCGGUGUAUUCGGCUUUCAUCAUUUCUACCUGAAGAGGAAUAAAUGGGGGAAAUUGUACAUAUUCACUGCUGGAAUGUUCGGUGUAGGAUGGCUGGUGGACCUGUUUCGACUGAAGUUACUGGUUGACAUAAGUAACGACAAUGUUGAUGAUAGCCGGACACCUCAUGCUAACACAAGCUCUGAGGUGCCCCGUCCUGACUUAGGAGUUCACGGCCGGCCCAACAAUGCGUAUUAUCCGUCCCAUCAGAUUAUUUUCGCGAGCUACUGUUAUUACAGAUACUUUUGGAAUUUUGACUCACAACGAAUUAUGAUGUCCUCGUCUAAGGACGCCGAGGCAAACUCGAAUGCUCACGAUGACUUCCAAACAACCGAAAGCAGUACGGUUACUGUCACGCACGAAUCAGUCCUAACGAGGACUAAGUCUUUACUUGAUGCUUAUAUUUUAUUGUUACCGUUAGGUUUCUUCGGAGCUCAUCACUUCUACCUGAAACGCACAGGAUGGGGCUUUCUGUACUUAUUCACUUUUGGUCUGUGUGGUCUAGGCUGGUUGCUCGAUCUGUUCCGGAUGCCGUAUCUAGUAAAACGUGCUAACCACAAGCUUAUGAACCCUGAUUUUCCUGUAGACAAAUCCCGAGACCUGGGCGACACUUGGAUCAUUUCUUUUUUUCCGAUCACAGGUUUACUUGGUUUCCACCAUUAUUACCUUGGACGCAUUGGUUGGGGUGUGCUGUAUACGUGUACCGUGGGACUGUGUGGUCUUGGUUGGGUAUUCGACAACAUUAGAAUGCCACUCCUCGUGAAACGAGUCAAUAUGAAGAUGUGUGAAGAUGGCGGCCAUGCUGACAAAUGUUAUAAACUCGAUGAUGUGUAUGUCAUUGCGUUUAACCCAUUCGGUGUGUUAGGCUUUCAUCAUUUCUACCUAAAAAGGUAUGGAUGGGGGAUGUUGUACUUAUUCACGGUUGGGGGGUUCGGCGUUGGAUGGCUGGUGGACCUGUGUAGGAUGAAGAUGCUGGUUGACCAGAAGAAUCUAGAAAUCUGCCACGAUAACUAUGCACGCUAUCAUAGUAGCUCUACGCCUAAUUAUGGAGCAACAACCCCAGAAGUACCGGAGCCACAGUAUCAACCACACCCCCACUACAAUCAGAGCUACGGUUAUGAACCACCUACGCCUGGUGCCGGUGACUAUCAGCCAGGCCCCCCUAGCUAUCAGCCACCUGACUCUUAUCCAAUGAAAAGUGGAUACCCAAUUCCACCUGACGGAAUCCAGUAUCCACCUCCUACACACCCGGGAUAUCCUACUGCCAAUCCCCCACCUCCAUAUUAACUACAGAUGAUUGUAAUUAGAAAAUAAGACAUUUGUGUCUGUAAUUAUCAUCAGUAUUGUUCUCCUCUUGUACACUGAAUAUUUAUAUUUUUCAGUUCAUUAUGAUGAUUAUAAUGAUUAUUCCUAAAUGCUACGAUGAAGGUAUAGUUAUGAUUGCUAAGUGCAAACAAUGUCGAAAUAAGAGAUUUGAAUGCCCUUUGGCUUAGACCCUCUAAUCCGCUACAUCUUGAUAUCCAUGUUGAGCAUUGCCUUGAAGGCUAUCUCAACCUUAUCACUCUCCACAUCGUUUAUGUUAAGUAAGUUGUAAAGCAAACAUGCUUUGUUUUUAUUAACAAACUUAUAUUCUAUCCAAUAAAUGCCAAGUAUAAAAUAUCAAUCUGUGAGAACUGACCAAUAAUGGUACUCGUUAGUAUGAUAACAUAUCGUAUUCUUGCCUGGUAACAAGGACUGACCAAUGGGUCAGUUUGGUCAUAUGAAUGACUGCCGAGCUAAAAUAGGAGUAUGUUUGCGACUUUGCCAUGAGAAGUACCGGGAGCUUCACUUUACUAUAAGGUGCAAAAGUUAAUUUUGAAUUUGAAGACAAUCAUCUAGUAGAUAUUCUUUUGGAGAUUGGCUUUUAAUAGGUGAGUGUAUACCAGUGGCGGUGCUUAUUUUCUUUCGUAUACAACAUCCCAAAAGUGACCUGUUUUUGUGCGGAUAUGGCUAAUUAAAGCGAUCGGGUAUAGACAAUGUAGGCCUAUGUUCUUAAUCAAAUGGUGUAAUUAACCUAAUUAUACACAAUAUUUUUUUUAAAACUAAAUAUUCGAUUUUAGGUUUUAAACUGUACGUUUGGUGCGAUUUUAGAAAUUUAUAGAUGUUGGAUACAAAAGGAAAUUAGGGCUAAAUUUCUUAUUGUCUUAUCAAAGUUAAACUUAUAAUCCUCAUUUUUAUAGUUUAAGCUAUACAUGUAUAUGUAUAAUGAGUUUGACCAAUGCAAUUACAAUGGAUACGUGUUUCUGUAAAUGUUUUUUUUUUCUUAACUGUAUGCGAUGUAAAAUACGUAUAUGUAUUUCUACGUACAUGCAUUUAUAAUGUGCGUGUGCACUUUUUCAUCAUUCUUAUUUUAUCACUGUUGAUCUUUCCAAUUUUCUUAGUAUACAAUAUGUUGAACGGUUUAUACAUAUAAAAUAAUGGCCGCGCGUUUUUACCAUCUAAUAAUCCCUUUUUGCUUUAUCUUCCUAGUAUAGGUUUAAACAGGACCAUAUUAAAAAUAGCCUAAUAACAACCAUCUGAUAUGUUUUUAAUCCUGUAUAAAUAUUUUUGAAAUAAAAAAUAAUAAAAAUACAUCGUAUAAAAUACGAUUGAACUAAAAUAUCAUAUUUUAAUUUACUUGUUUUUUUUGCCUGUAGCUUUAUGAUAGACCUAAGCUUUGUGAUUUACAUUGAGUGUUGGUAACCUUAGAGAUAAUCUUAUUAAAUUAUAGAUAAACAUAUUGCAAAUACUGGGAUAAGAUUAGAAAAUCCAUCACAUUUCAACUGAACAGUUCAUAAAUUUGAUGUGAUCCUGAGACAAUUGAUCCAAUAUCAGAAAACCAUAAAAAGCCUACCUAAUGAUAGUGACAAGUUAGCCGACCAGCUUGGAAAAAUAAUAUAAACAUCCAACGAGAGGAUGUAUGACAAGAGCUUGCAUCGAUGGAAGUGGUUUCCAGACUCGUUUGAGUCGUGAACUCAAUCAAGUAAACUUUAGAUUAAAAAGAAUUGGUGCGUGCCUUAGUUUAGGUAUACCGGCUUCAAUACCGGUAUUUGAAUUUAUAUUAUAAAUAUUAUCCAAUAAUGUUGCAAUAAAAUUUAUUUUAAUGAU